This is a messenger RNA of Bipolaris maydis ATCC 48331, 1419 nucleotides long. RefSeq lists its product as uncharacterized. The record is from RefSeq and is a predicted model, not a curated record. Lineage: Eukaryota; Fungi; Ascomycota; Dothideomycetes; Pleosporales; Pleosporaceae.
AUGCAUAACGUUCGAAAUCUCGUUCGCAAGAACGGUGUUCCCGCCUUCGCGUAUCCUGCACACGAUGCAUCCACGUUAUGGUCAUGCAACCUAAAAAUUAUACACCGCAAUACGGAAUUCACUAUAUCUCUUGAACAUCCCAUGGACGUUGAUGGCGAGCAGCGACUUGUUACUCUUCGCUAUGAAGGCGACAAUCUUGUGCACGGCGGAAUGUCGCUCGAGUAUCGCGACAUUAAGGUUCCAGCUGAACCUGUCUUCGGGAAACUACGGCAAGGAAACCCUAAGCCUCAACUAUUACUCUUGAUGCUGGCACAGGCGACAAAUAUAUGCAUCUACUUCGACACUUGUUGGCUAGGUGAGAAUACCGCAGAAUUUCAAGAGAUUGUCCGAAGCUCUCAGGCGUUCGUUGGGGUUCCGCUUAUCCCACAAUUUACCAGUCUUUACCAAAAGGCAGACUGGCAAAUUCUCAACUUUAUCCUGGCUGCUGAGCGCAGGACCUAUAUUCCUAGCGAAGACUCGGUGUCUGAGGCUAUACUCUCCAUUGAGCGUGUAAGCGCUGAGGCACCUCCCUCCGAAGAUGCGAUACACGAUAAUCCCCCUCCGUACGCGCAUGAUAACAAUAUGUUGGGUAAACGCUCGAGACCUGAUUCUAGCUUGACGCUUGAUGCUCAGGAUUUGAAGCGCGCCCGAGGACAUUCAUGCUCAUCCUCGGAAACAGAACUCGCUACUCCUGCGCCAUCGCUUCGGGCUGAGUCAACAGCUUCGUCUACUGCCACCGUUCCAGCUGACCUUUUCCAAGAAGCUGUCACUUCUGCCGUCGAGAAGGUGCUCUCACCCAUGUUGGAGAAGAAACUUGUACAAUUGGUUAGGGAGGAGCUCCCACGGGUGGUAGCAGAGCUUUUUCGGGAAACGCCUACUGGCCAAUCUCCCUCGCAAUGCUUGUCACCAGCAUCACCUUGCAAUCGAAUCCCAAACGUGCUCACACACCACGAUGCGACUUCCACCCAUCAUCCUACUCUUAACACAAUGAUCAAUGAAGCUGUCCAGAAAGCCUUGAAAGAAACCUGGCAUGAACCUCUCGAUCGACAUCACCAAUCUAUUACUAUUAGUUUAGAUGAGCAUAGCGAGGAUUUAAGGAUUGGCUUGGAAGCUAGUCACGAGGACCAUAUGUUCGAUUGCAACGACAAACGUUACGAAAUGGAAGCAGAGUUCAACCAGCAUCUAUUGGAUGCCCUUGACGCUUUUGUAGAUAUUGUCGAUAAGGUGGUAGAGAAUUGUUUGAACAAGUUUGGCGAUACUAUUAGCAACCAAGUGUUUUUUAGACGCGGGGAUGCCCUUGUUGCGUCAAAACAAAGCCAGAGGGCGACAUCUCUGCCUGUUUCGACGUAUGACAACAAGAGAAUUGCGGAGGGGGCAUAA